AUGGGAGAGUCUCGGCUGGUGGUGGAUGAGGUUCUGGCUCUGUGCCUUCAGAGGAUCGCCUUGGAGGAAAACGCUAUGAGCACCGAGCUGGAGUUUAUCGAGGUGGUUAAAAAGUUCGAGAGCUUCAGGAAGAAAUGGCUGCAUGCCGAGCUGGAGCUGAAGAAGUACAAGGAGCUGCUGGUGAAGUCCGACGUGGCCAAAGCUGCUCUGGAAGUCAAACUGAAACACGCUCGCAACCAGCUGGACCUGGAGAUGAAGAAGCGCUACCGGGUGGAGGCCGACUAUCACUACCUGCAAAGGCAGAUGCAGCUCAUGUGUGACAUCCUCGUCCACGACAGCAAGUCCAGCGCCUGUCUGAACGACGAGCAGAAAUCUCUUCUCGCCACGUUCGAACACAAAGGAGCGAAUGCGACGCUUCUGCACAGGAGCAACAAACGGUUGUGUGUCAUCGACGAGUCUUCGUUCCUGUCGCACUCGGACAUCAGCUACGAUCGCACAGAUGACGACGUGGACGUGGACACAUCUGUGAUUAAACCGCUGAGGUCUCGAGCCAGAGAGAGAAGGAGAUCGUCGAUGGGUGUGACUGUCGCCGCUGUGGUUGGGAGGCGAGGGAGAAGCGGGAACAUGUUUACAGAGCCGCUGGAGAGGAGAACGGUGGAGAAGGAGGUGGAGACGAUCGUGGAGGCGUCGGUGUCGACUCCGGACGCUCGAGCGAAGAUUCACAUGGUGGUGGGAAUCACACAGGGGAGCCCCGACAACCCGACCCUCUGCAUCACCCAGGAGUGUGCUGUUUCAGACUGUGAUGAAGGAGGAGGAGUAGGAGACGACACAUCGGUGUGGUGUCCGUGUGAUGAGCCUGAACCAGAACCAGAACAGGAACCUGAACCUGAAGCGAGGCUGGAGGAGAGCAUCAUCAUCAGAGCCGAGAAAACUCCCAAACAUGUUUUUGUUUCUAAAACGGUGAUCUGGACCGAGACGUGCUCGCCCUGCGGCAAGAGGAUCCGCUUUGGGAAGAUCGCCAUGAAGUGCAGGAAGUGCCGAGUGAUCGCUCAUCCAGAGUGUAAACAGAAGUGUGUCACCGUCUGCUCGGCCGCCACACCAGGAACUACGGCUCAGACGAACUCGCUGGAAAGUUUCGCUCCGUUGAAGCAUCCCAGAGUUCCUCAGCUGAUCAUCGAGUGUGUGACUGAGAUCGAGAGGAGAGGACUGCAGGAGCGGGGUUUGUACAGAGUUCCUGGAGGUGAGCGGCUCGUGAAGGAUCUCAAGGAUCGCUUCCUUCAGGGGAAAACUCCGCUCAUGCUCAGUAGAGUUCAGGACGUCCACGUGCUCUGCGGACUCCUCAAAGACUUUCUGAGGACGCUGAAGGAGCCGCUGGUCACCUUCAAACUGCACCGCACCUUCAUGGAGGCAGGAGAGAUGUCCGAUGCAGACAGCAGCACUGCAGCCAUGUUUCAGGCUGUAGCAGAGCUGCCGAAAACCAACAAAGACACGCUGGCUUUCCUCAUGCUGCACUUUCACAAGGUCAUGAGGAGUCCUCGGUGUCAGAUGGACCAGAACAAUCUGUCCAGGGUGUUUGGACCGACUCUGGUGGGACACGGGACGUCUGCGCCGCCUCCGGCAACCAUCCUGAGAGACACACUCACUCAGGCGAAGGUUGUUUGCCGAUUGUUGUCUUUCCCUGAAGAGUCGUGGAGACGCAUCCUCGACAUCCGCACCAACCAGACCCCAUCUUCAUCUUCUUCAUCAUCAUCAUCCUCCACCACCAAGACCAGCACCCAGGUCGAAGGGAACGUUCGGCUCUUCCAGCCGCUGACGUCUCCGGAGUUGAACAGCUACUACACGGCUGCCGGCAGACGAUCAGUGAGAGGACCGAUCAGGAACCAGGGAGCCGCUUCAGGAGGCAACACGUAA
Molecule: messenger RNA, 1911 nt
Organism: Scomber scombrus (Atlantic mackerel)
Lineage: Eukaryota; Metazoa; Chordata; Actinopteri; Scombriformes; Scombridae
Product: rac GTPase-activating protein 1
Exons: 15
Coding region: 1-1911 (636 amino acids)
Biological process (GO): signal transduction
Source: RefSeq, a predicted model, not a curated record